Messenger RNA from Neospora caninum, 378 nucleotides. RefSeq names its product putative roadblock/LC7 domain-containing protein. Gene Ontology annotation, cellular component: cytoplasm; cytoplasmic dynein complex. The coding region runs from base 1 to 378 and encodes 125 amino acids. Gene Ontology annotation, biological process: microtubule-based movement. The record is from RefSeq and is a predicted model, not a curated record. Gene Ontology annotation, molecular function: dynein intermediate chain binding. The transcript is spliced from 4 exons. Lineage: Eukaryota; Apicomplexa; Conoidasida; Eucoccidiorida; Sarcocystidae.
AUGGCAGGCACGGUAAACGAGGUCGACGAAGUCAUUCGAAACUGGAUUACUGACAAUCCGAAAGUAGUUGGCUAUGUGGUGAUCACUGCUGACGGGAUCCCGAUCAAGUACCACGAGAAGAUGCCUCAUGAAAAAGCCGUUCAGUACGCUGCAUUAUUGUCGUCCUUUUGCAUGCGGUCCCGCCAAUGCAUCCGAGAACUGCUACCCAGUGACAACGAGCUGACCUCUGUUAGGCUCAGGACCAAGGAAGGUACCGAGAUUAUCGCCGUCCAGUUUGCUGGGUACACACUCAUUGCCAUUCAGAAUUGUACCGGACAACCUUACGACUACGGUGAAGAGAGUGUUGAACAGAAGGAGCAAGAGUGGGAAGAACUGUGA